AUGAAUGAAUAUGAUAUGAUGCAGGUCCUGGCGGAGGUGAGCAGGCUGAUGGCACUGUACAAUGACGAGGUGACGAGCAUCACGGUGACCGGGCACAGCCUGGGCGCGUCGCUGGCGACGCUCAACGCCGUGGACCUCGCGGCCAACGGCGUGAACGCGCCGCCGGCGGGCUCUUCGCAGCCGCCGUGCCCCGUGACGGCGUUUGUGUUCGCGAGCCCGCGCGUCGGGGACGGCAACUUCAAGAGGGCGCUGGCGUCGUUCCCGGACCUUCGGGCGCUCCACGUGAAGAACGCCGGCGACAUCGUGCCGACGUACCCGCCGCUCGGGUACGUGGACGUGGCCGUGCAGCUGCCCAUCGCCACGUGGCGGUCGCCGUACCUGAAGCAGCCCGGGACGAUCGCGACGCUGCACAACCUCGAGUGCUACCUCCACGGCGUCGCCGGCGAGCAGGGAAGCGCCGGAGGGUUCAGGCUGGAGGUGGACCGCGACGUCGCGCUGACCAACAAGGGGGAGGACGCGCUCAAGGACCAGUACCCGGUGCCCGUGGAGUGGUGGGUCGCCAAGAACAAGUUCAUGGUCAAGGGCGCCGACGGCCACUGGGCGCUCCAGGACUUCGAGCAGAUCUGA
Molecule: messenger RNA, 627 nt
Organism: Miscanthus lutarioriparius
Lineage: Eukaryota; Viridiplantae; Streptophyta; Magnoliopsida; Poales; Poaceae
Source: the annotation of a GenBank genome assembly